UGACGUCACCGGCUGGAGGGGGGCGCGCAAGUCGGCGCGAGGGGAGCGCGAACCGCAGUGAGUGUCCUCGCGCCGCCCGCCCGGCAGCCCGGCCGGCGCGCGCACGCCGCGAGCCGCUGGCGCUCGGGCUCCGCUCGGAUCCCAUGUAACAGCCAGGAUGUGAAGCGGAGCAGUGCCGGGGGAGCCCAGCCCAGCCAGCCUCCAGACGCUGCCUCGUCUGACGCUCGGCUCGAGGCCUCUCCGUGAGGGACUGGGGCCGACCCCACCUCUAGGGUGGAGGUCGGAGGUUGCAGGUCACUGCCAAACAUGGCGCCUGCCUGGGGCCCCGGCAUGACGUCUGUGAUUGGCCCCAUGGGCCUCCUUGUGGUCUUGCUGGUCGGAGGCUGCGCAGCAGAAGAGCUCCCCAGGUUCAUCAAAGAACCCAAAGACCAGAUUGGUGUGUCGGGAGGUGUGGCCUCCUUUGUGUGUCAGGCCACGGGCGACCCCAAGCCCCGAGUGACCUGGAACAAAAAGGGAAAGAAGGUCAACUCGCAGCGCUUUGAGACGAUCGAGUUCGACGGGAGUGCGGGGGCCGUGCUGAGGAUCCAGCCGCUGCGGACACCGCGGGACGAGAACGUGUACGAGUGUGUGGCCCAGAACUCAGUCGGGGAGAUCAUGGUUCACGCCAAGCUCACUGUCCUCCGAGAGGACCAGCUGCCCCCCGGUUUCCCCAACAUCGACAUGGGCCCCCAGCUGAAGGUGGUGGAGCGGACGCGGACGGCCACGAUGCUGUGUGCUGCCAGCGGCAACCCUGACCCCGAGAUCACCUGGUUCAAGGACUUCCUGCCCGUGGACCCCAGUGCCAGCAACGGGCGCAUCAAGCAGCUCAGAUCAGGGGCUCUGCAGAUUGAGAGCAGCGAGGAGACCGACCAGGGCAAAUACGAGUGCGUGGCCACCAACAACGCUGGUGUGCGCUACUCCUCCCCCGCCAACCUCUACGUGCGAGAGCUUCGAGAAGUCCGCCGAGUGGCCCCUCGAUUCUCCAUCUUGCCUGUGAGCCACGAGAUCAUGCCAGGUGGCAACGUGAACAUCACCUGUGUCGCCGUGGGCUCGCCCAUGCCCUACGUCAAGUGGAUGCAGGGCGCCGAGGACCUGACCCCUGAAGAUGACAUGCCCGUGGGUCGGAAUGUGCUGGAGCUCACGGACGUUAAGGACUCUGCCAACUACACGUGUGUAGCCAUGUCCAGCCUGGGCGUCAUCGAGGCCGUGGCCCAGAUCACGGUGAAAUCUCUUCCCAAAGCGCCCGGGACUCCUGUGGUGACAGAGAACACAGCUACGAGCAUCACCAUCACCUGGGACUCGGGUAACCCUGACCCCGUGUCCUACUACGUCAUCGAGUACAAGUCCAAGAGCCAGGACGGGCCGUACCAGAUCAAGGAGGACAUCACCACGACGCGGUACAGCAUCGGUGGCCUGAGCCCCAACUCGGAAUAUGAGAUCUGGGUGUCGGCAGUCAACUCCAUCGGCCAGGGCCCCCCCAGCGAGUCCGUGGUGACCCGCACGGGCGAGCAGGCCCCCGCCAGCGCGCCUCGGAACGUGCAGGCCCGCAUGCUGAGCGCCACCACCAUGAUCAUCCAGUGGGAGGAGCCCGUGGAGCCCAACGGCCUCAUCCGGGGCUACAGGAUCUACUACACCAUGGAGCCCGAGCACCCCGUGGGCAACUGGCAGAAGCACAACGUGGACGACAGCCUGCUGACCACCGUGGGCAGCCUGCUGGAGGACGAGACCUACACCGUGCGUGUGCUGGCCUUCACCUCCGUGGGCGACGGGCCCCUCUCAGACCCCAUCCAGGUCAAGACACAGCCGGGAGUGCCUGGCCAGCCCAUGAACUUCCGGGCCGAGGCCAAGUCAGAGACGAGCAUCGGACUCUCGUGGAGCCCCCCGAGGCAAGAGAGCAUCAUCAUGUAUGAGCUCCUAUUCCGGGAAGGCGAGCACGGCCGAGAGGUCAGGAGGACCUUCGACCCAGCCACGACGUUCGUGGUGGACGACCUCAAGCCCAACACAGAGUACGCCUUCCGCCUGGCGGCACACUCUCCGCAAGGCCUGGGCGCCUUCACCUCGGUGGUGCGGCAGCGCACGCUGCAGUCCAAACCGUCUGCCCCCCCUCAAGAUGUUAAGUGUGUCAGCACACGCUCCACGGCCAUUUUGGUAAGUUGGCGCCCGCCGCCGCCGGAAACGCACAACGGGGCCCUGGUGAGCUAUAGCGUCCGCUACCGACCGCUGGGCUCGGAGGACCCGCAACCCAAGGAGGUGAACGGCAUCCCCCCGACCACCACUCAGAUCCUGCUGGAGUCACUGGACAAGUGGACGGAGUACCGCAUCACGACUGUCGCUCACACAGAGGUGGGACCAGGGCCCGAGAGCUCGCCCGUGGUCAUCCGCACCGACGAGGACGUGCCCAGCGCGCCUCCGCGGAAGGUAGAGGCGGAGGCGCUCAACGCCACGGCCAUCCGCGUGCUGUGGCGCUCACCUGCGCCAGGCCGACAGCAUGGCCAGAUUCGCGGCUACCAGGUCCACUACGUGCGCAUGGAGGGUGCGGAGGCCCAGGGGCCGCCACGUAUAAAGGACGUCAUGCUGGCUGAUGCCCAGUGGGAGACGGAUGACACGGCUGAAUAUGAGAUGAUCAUCACAAACCUGAAGCCCGAGACCACCUACUCCAUCACUGUAGCCGCCUACACCAUGAAAGGCGAUGGCGCUCGCAGCAAACCCAAGGUGGUAGUGACCAAGGGAGCAGUGCUGGGCCGCCCCACCCUGUCGGUGCAGCAGUCCCCCGAGGGCAGCCUGCUGGCACGCUGGGAGCCCCCAGCCAGCACCACCGAGGACCAGGUCCUGGGCUACCGCCUGCAGUUCGGCCGCGAGGACUCAUCACCCCUGGCCACGCUCGAGUUCCCACCCACGGAGGACCACUACACGGCGUCAGGAGUGCACAAGGGGGCCACAUACGUGUUCCGGCUGGCGGCCCGGAGCCGAGGCGGCCUGGGCGAGGAGGCGGUGGAGGUCCUGAGCAUCCCAGAGGACACACCCCGCGGCCACCCGCAGAUCCUCGAGGCGGCCGGCAACGCCUCGGCUGGCACUGUCCUGCUGCGCUGGCUGCCCCCGGUGCCUGCCGAGCGCAACGGGGCCAUUGUCAAGUACACAGUGGCAGUCCGGGAGGCCGGUGCCCUGGGCCCUGCCCGAGAGACCGAGCUGCCGGCAGCGGCCGAGCCCGGCGCUGAGAACAUGCUCACGCUCCAGGGCCUCAAGCCCGACACGGCCUAUGACCUCCAAGUGCGGGCCCACACGCGCCGGGGCCCCGGCCCCUACAGCCCCCCUGUCCGCUACCGGACGUUCCUGCGGGACCAAGUCUCGCCCAAGAACUUUAAGGUGAAGAUGAUCAUGAAGACGUCGGUCCUGCUCAGCUGGGAGUUUCCCGACAACUACAACUCACCGACGCCCUACAAGAUCCAGUACAACGGGCUCACUCUGGACGUGGAUGGCCGCACCACCAAAAGGCUCAUCACGCAUCUCAAGCCCAACACCUUCUACAACUUCGUGCUGACCAACCGCGGCAGCAGCCUGGGCGGCCUCCAGCAGACGGUCACUGCCUGGACCGCCUUCAAUCUGCUCAGCACCAAGCCCAGCGUGGCCACCAGGCCCAACCCCGACGGCUUCAUCGUGGUGCACCUUCCCGACAGCCAGAGCCCCGUGCCCGUCCAGAGCUACUUCAUCGUGAUGGUGCCGCUGCGCAAGUCUCGUGGCGGCCAGUUCCUGACCCCGCUGGGCAGUCCAGAGGACAUGGACCUGGAGGAGCUCAUCCAGGACAUCUCCCGGCUGCAACGGCGCAGCCUGCGGCAUUCGCGCCAGCUCGAGGUGCCCCGGCCCUACAUCGCAGCCCGCUUCUCCAUGCUGCCGUCCACCUUCCAGCCUGGUGACCAGAAGCAGUACGGUGGCUUUGACAACAGAGGCCUGGAGCCGGGCCACCGAUACGUGCUCUUUGUGCUCGCUGUGCUGCAGAAGAGCGAGCCUACGUUCGCCGCCAGCCCCUUCUCAGACCCCUUCCAGCUGGACAACCCGGACCCGCAGCCCAUCGUGGACGGCGAGGAGGGGCUCAUCUGGGUGAUCGGGCCUGUGCUGGCCGUGGUCUUCAUCAUCUGCAUCGUCAUUGCCAUCUUGCUCUACAAGAACAAACCUGACAGCAAACGCAAGGACUCGGAGCCCCGCACCAAAUGCCUGCUGAACAACGCCGACCUCGCCCCCCACCACCCCAAGGACCCCGUGGAAAUGAGACGCAUUAACUUCCAGACACCAGAUUCAGGCCUCAGCAGCCCCCUCAGGGAGCCGGGGUUUCACUUUGAAAGCAUGCUCAGCCACCCGCCCAUCCCCAUCUCGGACAUGGCCGAGCACACAGAGCGCCUCAAGGCUAACGACAGCCUCAAGCUCUCCCAGGAGUAUGAGUCCAUCGACCCGGGCCAGCAGUUCACGUGGGAGCACUCCAACCUGGAAGUGAACAAGCCCAAGAACCGCUACGCCAACGUCAUCGCCUACGACCACUCCCGCGUCAUCCUCCAGCCCAUCGAAGGCAUCGUGGGCAGCGAUUACAUCAACGCCAACUACGUGGACGGCUACCGGCGGCAGAACGCGUACAUCGCCACGCAGGGGCCGCUGCCCGAGACCUUCGGCGACUUCUGGCGCAUGGUGUGGGAGCAGCGCUCGGCCACCAUCGUCAUGAUGACACGGCUGGAGGAGAAGUCGCGGGUCAAGUGCGACCAGUACUGGCCCAACAGGGGCGCGGAGACCUACGGCUUCAUCCAAGUGACGCUGCUGGACACUGUCGAGCUGGCCACGUUCUGCGUACGGACCUUCUCCCUGCACAAGAACGGCUCCAGCGAGAAGCGUGAGGUCCGCCAGUUCCAGUUCACGGCGUGGCCGGACCACGGGGUGCCUGAGUACCCGACCCCGUUCCUGGCGUUCCUGCGGAGGGUCAAGACCUGCAACCCCCCCGACGCCGGCCCCGUGGUGGUGCACUGCAGCGCCGGCGUGGGCCGCACCGGCUGCUUCAUCGUCAUCGACGCCAUGCUGGAGCGGAUCAAGCCGGAGAAGACAGUGGACGUGUACGGCCAUGUGACGCUCAUGCGGUCCCAGCGCAACUACAUGGUGCAGACGGAGGACCAGUACAGCUUCAUCCACGAGGCGCUGCUGGAGGCCGUGGGCUGCGGCAACACCGAGGUGCCCGCCCGCAGCCUCUACGCCUACAUCCAGAAGCUGGCCCAGGUGGAGCCCGGCGAGCACGUCACGGGCAUGGAGCUCGAGUUCAAGCGGCUGGCCAACUCCAAAGCCCACACGUCCCGCUUCAUCAGCGCCAACCUGCCUUGUAACAAGUUCAAGAACCGCCUGGUGAACAUCAUGCCGUACGAGAGCACGCGGGUCUGCCUGCAGCCCAUCCGGGGCGUGGAGGGCUCCGACUACAUCAACGCCAGCUCCAUCGACGGCUACAGGCAGCAGAAGGCCUACAUCGCCACGCAGGGGCCGCUGGCGGAGACCACGGAGGACUUCUGGCGCAUGCUGUGGGAGAACAACUCGACCAUCGUGGUGAUGCUCACCAAGCUGCGGGAGAUGGGCCGGGAGAAAUGUCACCAGUACUGGCCAGCUGAGCGGUCUGCCCGCUACCAGUAUUUCGUGGUGGAUCCGAUGGCAGAAUACAACAUGCCACAGUACAUCCUGCGGGAGUUCAAGGUCACAGACGCCCGGGAUGGCCAGUCCCGGACUGUCCGGCAGUUCCAGUUCACGGACUGGCCGGAACAGGGCGUGCCGAAGUCGGGGGAGGGCUUCAUCGACUUCAUCGGGCAGGUGCACAAGACCAAGGAGCAGUUCGGCCAGGACGGCCCCAUCUCUGUCCACUGCAGUGCCGGCGUAGGCAGGACCGGUGUCUUCAUCACGCUCAGCAUUGUGCUGGAGAGGAUGCGGUACGAGGGUGUGGUGGACAUCUUCCAGACCGUGAAGAUGCUGCGGACCCAGAGGCCGGCCAUGGUGCAGACGGAGGACGAGUACCAGUUCUGCUACCAGGCAGCUCUGGAGUACCUGGGAAGCUUCGACCACUAUGCAACCUAAAGCCAUGGUCGCCUGGCCCAACUCCACCGGCUCCGGAUGCCUCUCUCUGCCUGGGCUGGGGGGCCCCUGGAGGCCUGCACCCCCGGCGGCGGCCGCAGCGUUUCUGCACGGUCUCUGGGAAUGACGUGGCCCCCGGCAACCUCCCCGGCACCAGCCGCCGCCUUGAAAUACUUGCCACAUUCCUCGUUCCCUUCCAAUUCCAAAACGAGCAGUUCCGGGGUGGGGGGUGGGGGUGGAGAGCAAAUGGGGGUUUUCCCCAGAACCAGAGGAGGACGGGGCUGUGGCCCCUCGCCCACCGCCCCCCACCCCGGGGGGGGGGGGUUUCCAGCCCUGCAUCAGCAGCAGGCUGGAGGGGGGCCAGAAUUCAGCUUUUUGUUUUUCAAACUCCGUGUAACUGUAUCCAGUGACAUUUCCUUUUUUUUAAAUAGCGUAUUUUUUUUCUAAUUUUUUUAAAAAGAAAAAAAGUGACUUACCAGUCCACGAACUUAAAAAGAAAAAUGUUGCUUAUUCCUGUUCUCCUCACAGUCUAUUUUUUCACUGUAGAGCGUGCUUGCGUGGCGGCCGUGUGCGCUCUGACAGCUGUCCCCGCGGCCGGCGUUUUCUUUUUCUGCCAUCGGAAGCCGUGCCUCACUCAAGAACAGGGCGUCCUUUUGCUCCUGGUUUCUUUUUUCCUUUUUUUUCUUUUCUUCUUUUUUUUAAUGAUUAAAUCCUCAGACAUAUCAAGCACGGUUCCAAGGGUGGGGCAGUGGAGGGCGGGCCCCAGUGACGGUGGCCACCUCCCUGCAGCCCCCACGAGCCCCAAGGCGGGAGAAGGGACAGAGCAGGAGAUUCCGCCUCUUCAGGGAUGGGAGGCUGGGUGCUGGCCCCGGCCAGGGCGCCUUUCCCCUGGGACUACGGGGCAAACGCAGAAAGCACGGCAUCCCCCACCCCCAAGCAAGCGAGUUUUUCUCUUUGUACCAGAGCAGAUCUGCCGUUGCUCUAGACACUGUUUAUUCAAACGGAAGCAGCUGGGUGGUUUUCCCACCUCUGUGUAUGUAGAUAUAUCAACUUUGUAUUAAAGGAAGAUGGUCUGAA
Messenger RNA from Phyllostomus hastatus (greater spear-nosed bat), 7200 nucleotides. RefSeq names its product protein tyrosine phosphatase receptor type S (gene PTPRS). The record is from RefSeq and is a predicted model, not a curated record. Lineage: Eukaryota; Metazoa; Chordata; Mammalia; Chiroptera; Phyllostomidae. Gene Ontology annotation, molecular function: protein tyrosine phosphatase activity; protein binding. Bases 307 to 6126 code for a protein of 1939 amino acids. The transcript is spliced from 36 exons. Gene Ontology annotation, biological process: protein dephosphorylation.